This is a messenger RNA of Hyaloscypha bicolor E, 1536 nucleotides long. RefSeq names its product glutathione S-transferase. The record is from RefSeq and is a predicted model, not a curated record. The transcript is spliced from 2 exons. Bases 231 to 1046 code for a protein of 271 amino acids. NCBI's taxonomy places the organism in Eukaryota, Fungi, Ascomycota, Leotiomycetes, Helotiales, Hyaloscyphaceae.
CUCCACACACCACACACAAUGCUUUGAAAUCAGUGGCCGAAGGGUCGCGCCUUUGUAAGUGCCUUGCGUUGCACACCUCAUCAUUGAGCAUCCACGUGCAUACUGUACUAUAAAUGCGACUGAUCUACCGCAUGGUCCUGAUUGCACUUACGAUCUUCAUGUUAAAGUCACCCUUGAACAGGCUUUACCAGACCUCCCGACACUUCCUUCCAGCAGUCACAACACGCACGAUGUCUUCUUCAGAGCGACCUACCGGUCUCAUUGCAAAAUCUGGAAUCGAGCUACUUACCUGGGGCACCCCAAAUGGACACAAAGCUUCGAUCAUCCUGGAGGAAUUGAAGGCUGCGUAUGGAAAGGACUAUGUCUGGCAAGGUAUCAACAUCAGUGAAAACGUCCAGAAGGAGCCUUGGUUCACAAAAUACUCUCCCAAUGGACGAAUCCCAGCCAUUGUCGACCAUGACCGCAAUGACUUCUCUGUUUUCGAGGGAGCUGCGAUCCUCGCAUAUCUUACGAGACAUUAUGAUCCGGAGCACAAGUUCUCGUUCACGGACUCGGAUGAUCUGAGUCGAUGCGAGCAGUGGAUUUCCUGGCAACACGGAGGUCUUGGCCCCAUGCAAGGGCAAGCAAACCACUUCUACCGUCUCGCCAAAGAGAGAAUCCCCUACCCCACCCAACGCUACGUCGGCGAGACGGAGCGACUAUAUGGUGUCCUCGACCACCAGCUUCAAGACCGGGAGUACCUGGUCGGGCCAGGCAAGGGCAAAUACAGUAUUGCGGACAUAGCGAAUUUCGGAUGGGUCAACAUCGCAUACUUCUCUGGCGUGGAUCUCUCCAAAUUCCCGAACUUGGAGAAGUGGUGGAAGAGGGUUCAUGAUAGGCCUGCGGUGAAGAAAGGCACAUCUGUGCCGACCGAGAGCAAGAUAGCAAAUGCAGCGUAUCAGAGACGGCUGAAGGAAGAGCCGGAGUUCAAGGAGAAUGAGGAUAAGUUGAAGGAGCUGGGGAAUAAAGCGAAGGAACAGUAUAGUUACAAGUAUGUGUCGCCGUAAAUAGGGCUGGAGAUACCCCACCCUGCAGUUAUAUGAAUAUGAUCCACUUUCCAAUCGGACUCGGUGCACAAACACUUCAAGCCACAAGCUGAUGAACCGGUUCCAAUUGGGUGAAUUGCAAGUUUAUAUAUGCCUGGUUUUUCAACGCUGGGCGAGUGCUUGAUGCUUGCGUUUGAUGUUUGCAAAUGCAGUAUUACUUUUGCCUAUGCUAUUCUACUGCCUCUUCCUUCGCACACUAUUGAACAUUCUACAGAGUCCGGAACGUUCCAAGCCUUCCUUCAACCUCUGUUAUUUCACUGGUUCUUCAUUAGCAGACUAGCGAAUAGUCUUAUAGAGUCUUGGAAUGUUCCAAGCAAAAGUGCCUGUGUUGUGCGCCGGACUGAAAUCGACAUCUACGAGCAAGGAAGUAAUGAGGUAGUGGGAAAGUAAAGGGAGAAGGCUAGACUUCGGUCUGACUUAUCCGAUUAGCGACGGUAGAUUUUCGCUUGAG